Molecule: messenger RNA, 732 nt
Organism: Oppiella nova
Lineage: Eukaryota; Metazoa; Arthropoda; Arachnida; Sarcoptiformes; Oppiidae
Source: the annotation of a GenBank genome assembly
AUGAAGGGUCUGCUAGUCGUGUCAGUAGUACUGGUGCUGUAUUUGAGUGCUAUCCAAAGCGCCAAACUAGUGAAACGAUCGCCCGGUGUUGGGUUCACCAGAGGGCGUAUAGUGGGCGGUAAAAACGCGGUCGAGGGUCAGGCCCCCUGGCAGGCCUCCCUACUCGUGAACGGGUGGUUCGGGUGGAGCCACAACUGUGGCGGCACUUUAACCGGCAAACGAUCGGUCGUAACGGCAGCUCAUUGUACGGAGGGUUUAACCAAAGACACCAUAAAAAUACAAUACGGAGGGCUCGAUAGGACGGCAUUGAAAUACGAGAAUCCCAUUGCCCUGAUAAAUGAGCAUGAUCAGUGGAACAAAACGAGUCGAUUUGAUUACGACUACGCGGUCAUCAACUUAGAGCGAGACAUCGAAGUGGGCGGUAAUGUCGGGACACUAGAGUUGGCACAAACCGAGCCUAAGACGGGGGAUAAGGCAGACCUGACCGGAUGGGGAGCUACAGCGGGCAACAGUGGGAGUGAUGGGCAAGGGGAUGUCAUGUGUGUGGGGGUCUUACUAAACGUGGGCAUUAGGUCAAUAUAUAACCAGGGUGACUCGGGUGGACCACUAGUAUCCGGUGGCAAACUGGUGGGCAUAGUGUCGUGGGCCCGGUCUGACUGCACACCCGAUACCCAGAACUUUCCCAACGCCUACGCAAACGUUGCGGUCCUUUAUGAUUGGCUCAAAGCCAGA